AUGUGGACCGAUGAUCAAUUACGCUUAUUGAUCGAUGAAAGAAAAAAUCGAAAUGCGGAUUAUUAUAACAUUUCUGGUAAUAGUAGAGUAAACUUUUGGAAUAGUAUAGCAAACACAAUCAAUGAACGAUUUGGGACCACCUAUACAGGACACCAAUGUAAUAAUAGAUUUCAGAAUCUUGUUAGAGAUUACAAUCUGGGAGCAAAACUGGAAAGAGGAGCAGAGCAGAUGAAUGAUAUUUUGAAGAAUUUAAUUCUCAUUUUUAGGAGAGACCUGAAUAUAGAAACUCCAUUCGACAUAUUGCAUAAUGCAAACACAUCUACCAAAAGAUGUCGCUGUAACCGUACCCCACUACUAACUUAUGAAGUGUCAUCAAUUCUAAGUACUAGUUGUCAUGAAUCCACCACCAAUCAAAGGAAUCGAUCCGCAUUACCCAUCUGGAGAGUUCCUAGUAGAAGGGAUGAGAAUAGUAAUCGAGAUAAUGUAAAUAGUGCUGUUGGACAUAGCUUAGCUAAUGUAAAUGAUGUGUGUGGAGAUUCAGGUAAUAACACGAAUGAUGCAAGUAGAAAUUUAAGUAAUGUAACUUACUCAUCUUCAUCUGAGUUGAUAAAUAUUACCUCGGCCCUUAAUUUAUUUGCAUCACAAAAUGACAGCGAUUUAAGCAUGCCCGAUAUAGGAAGGCCACUGGAAUCUAUAAAUGAGGAAAGUUAA
This is a messenger RNA of Cetraspora pellucida, 711 nucleotides long. Lineage: Eukaryota; Fungi; Glomeromycota; Glomeromycetes; Diversisporales; Gigasporaceae. The record is from the annotation of a GenBank genome assembly.